AUGCGUACCCAUGAAGAGAUUAACCAGAGGCUGAAAUGUUUCCUUCCUGACUCGGAUCGGGCAGCUCUCAAGAACGCCGUCCCCUUCAAGCCCUCCGAAGACCUGCAGGUUCCCCCCGGGCUGGACUGGCGAGCCAAAGGGGCCGUGACUGAGGUCAAAGAUCAGGGCGCCUGUGGCUCCUGCUGGGCCUUCAGUGUCACCGGCGCUCUGGAAGGCAUGCAUUUCAAGAAGACGGGGAAGCUGGUCUCGCUGAGCGAACAAAAUCUUAUCGACUGUUCUAAGGACCAGGGGACUGAAGGUUGCGAGGGUGGAUUUAUGUCAGACGCGUUUACAUAUGUGCAGAAGCAAGGAGGGAUCAAUUCAGAGGAAAGCUACCCAUAUGAUGGACAGAAUGGAUACAUGCUCUUGGAACAAGGAUCCAAUCAAUGCGGCAUCACCAACAUGGCUUCCUAUCCCAUUCCAUAACCAGCCAAGUGGACCGUUUGAGAAACAGGACAAAAAAGCUAACUGCGGCAUUGGAAGCUUCUGGAGAACCAGAAAUAUAUAUACAGUAUAUGCUAAAACCAAUAAAUGCUUUUAUGCAAUGC
Protobothrops mucrosquamatus (brown spotted pit viper) is the source of this 587-nucleotide messenger RNA. Its product is annotated as cathepsin L2-like. Gene Ontology annotation, biological process: immune response. Gene Ontology annotation, molecular function: cysteine-type endopeptidase activity. Gene Ontology annotation, cellular component: lysosome. The record is from RefSeq and is a predicted model, not a curated record. The transcript has 4 exons. The coding region runs from base 1 to 465 and encodes 154 amino acids. NCBI's taxonomy places the organism in Eukaryota, Metazoa, Chordata, Lepidosauria, Squamata, Viperidae.